AAUGGUCAGUACCAGAAACCUUGUACAUGUUAUUAGCACUAUGACAAUAAUAACGCGCACUUUUUAAAACAGUCUUUUUCAAUGAGAGAAAGCAUAUAUAAUUUGAUACCGUUGGAACAGCCGCCUAAAGCUUCCUUACCAAGGUAUAAAUCAUGCAGCCAGAGAGAAGUAAUAUCCUUAUUCAACAUUAAAAAGUUUCCUUGUAAAACUAUGGGAUUACCAAAAGUUAAUCCACCAAAUCCGCAAUGCUAUCUCAAGAUGAGACACUCAGCACCUGAAUUAUUUAGAAAGAAAGAUGAGCUGUUGAAGGGCAGUUAUUAUAAAUGCAGCCUUUCAGCUAAAAAAGAACCUCUACCAUCUCUAAAAUCUAAAUCACUGAACGUCGUAUCAUGCAAAGAUUUUAUCAAAAAGAAUAUAAAGAUGAUCGAAGCGUCAGUGCCUUCAAAGCCCAAACCAUUUGUGGUAGAUACGAGGACAGGUCAUAAGUUUGAUAUCAAGUUUUCUGGUCUUGAGCCAAUUUAUAUUAAGCGUAAGGACUUUGGGGAAUUGCCGAAAUACCUCUCUGAGCGUGAGAAAGCAGCUGCUGAAGCCCAAAAGAAUUAUGAAGAGUACAUUAAGCAACUUAAGGAAAAGAAUGCUUUGACAGUUAUCACAAAAGAUGAGAAAAAGGUUAGACUAUUUAUCGGUUUUCGUGACUUUGUAUCAACUUAGUCUUUAAUUGAUCAACUGAAA
Messenger RNA from Schistosoma rodhaini, 732 nucleotides. The record is from the annotation of a GenBank genome assembly. NCBI's taxonomy places the organism in Eukaryota, Metazoa, Platyhelminthes, Trematoda, Strigeidida, Schistosomatidae.